CAUAAAAACUCCAUUCACUCUCAACAUGAAGCUUGUUUGGUCACCCGAAUCCGCCUCUGACGCCUACAUUGACACCGUUAGAUCAUGUAAGAACUACAAAGAAUCAGGAGUGGCGGAGUUCUUAUCAGCUACAGCGGCUGGAUGGAACGCGAGGCUAAUCGUCGAGACAUGGUCACGCGGGGAUCCAGUCGCGACCAGCGUGGGACUAGCGGUUGCUGCAGCUCACACGUCAGGGAGACAUGUGUGCAUAGUACAAGAUGAGCAGUCGAAACAUGAGUACGUAUUAGCCAUGAGAGGAGUGGUUACUACGGAAGCUACGGAGGUCGUGGUGGUCAUAGAAUCUACAGAGAACACUAUGGAGGAGUUUCCCGGCGUGGAGUUCUUGGUGGUGGACUCAAAGCGACGAGAGUUCUUAAGAACGCUGAGGUCUGCGAAAUUAAGCAACAAGGGCGCCGUUUUAGUGUGUAAAAACGCCGCGCAGAGAGCGAUCUCUCGUUUCAAAUGGCAAGAUGUGUUGAAAGGAGAGACACGUGUAGCGAGAUCCGUGUUUUUGCCUGUUGGGAAUGGGUUAGAUAUCGCACACGUGGGAGCUAUCGGUGGUCUCCAACGUGGUGAAUCAAGGAAGCAUCCUAGCCGUUGGAUAAGACACGUGGAUCAUCUAUCGGGAGAGGAGCAUUUGUUCAGACGUUAGAAUUGGAAUUUACUCUUUUUUACCCUUUAUGAUGUCUAAUGAUGUAAAUAAACAUCCAAACAACAAAAUUAAUUUCUCAUAAUCAACAUGUCUACACGAUGUAAAAUUAUUGAUACUACUUCUUCAUACA
This is a messenger RNA of Brassica rapa (field mustard), 821 nucleotides long. RefSeq lists its product as uncharacterized. The record is from RefSeq and is a predicted model, not a curated record. NCBI's taxonomy places the organism in Eukaryota, Viridiplantae, Streptophyta, Magnoliopsida, Brassicales, Brassicaceae.